UUCCUACCAUCAACACAAACGAGCAUCAGCUCACUGAGACAGUUCAAGAAAAUCAAACUAGCUCUGUUCAACUUCGCAAGUCCACUAGGAUCACAAGUCAGUUUUCACUCCCAGCAGCGCGGCAAGAACAAGAAGUAUAGGAGAAGCCAUGGCUGGUCCGGCGAAGGCAUCGUGGAUGGUGGCCAUGAGCGUGGGCGCGGUGGAAGCGCUCAAGGACCAGGCCGGGCUUUGCCGCUGGAACUAUGCCCUCAGGUCCAUCCACCGGGCAGCCAAGGCCAACGUCCGCGGCGGCGUCUCGCAGGGCAGCAAGCAGCUUCCGGCCUCCGCGUCGGCGGUGGCGGAGAGGCGGCGAGCGGAGAAGGCCGAGGAGGGGCUAAGAACGGUGAUGUACCUCAGCUGCUGGGGCCCAAAUUAGGAGUACUAGUUGGUUAGGGGUGUUGUGUUCGUUGCAGCUUGUGCUUAUACUUAUGCGACAACCCCAUGACCGUUUGUAAAUACAGCACGAUGAUGAUGAUGAUGAAAAUUUCGGCUAUGAAUUUAUAUUA
Molecule: messenger RNA, 545 nt
Organism: Aegilops tauschii subsp. strangulata
Lineage: Eukaryota; Viridiplantae; Streptophyta; Magnoliopsida; Poales; Poaceae
Source: RefSeq, a predicted model, not a curated record